UGAUCAUUUAGAAGGUUACUUUAAUAUUGUUUUCAAAUAAAACUAUUAUGUAUUUAAUACUUCGUAAAAUUCUGAAAUCUAAAAAUUAUAACUGAUUUCAAUAUAACUAGUCAUUAACUUUUGAAUUGCAGUAAUUAGUUUUUUACAAUCGAUUAACUUUUUAUUAUUUUUUAACUAAAUUACCAAAGAUGCACCGUAAUUUACCACAAAACAAAGAAGCAUUACUUAAAUCCUACACGACUCGGCUUAAAGAAGAUGUUAAAAGUAUGUUAGAAAAUUUUGAAGAAAUAAUAAAACUGGCUAAAGGUGAAAAUGAAUCCCAACUUAACAGAAUGACACAAAUUGAACAGGACACUUUUGAAAUGCAAGUUAGAGCUGCAAAUAUUGUUAGGGCAGGAGAGUCACUGAUGAAAUUAGUUUCAGAUAUAAAACAAUAUUUAAUUUUGAAUGAUUUCCCAUCUGUAAAUGAAGCUAUAACUCAAAAUUCAAAGUUGUUUCGUACCAAACAGCAAGAAUGUGAUCAAAAAUUGAUGUCACUUCGUGAUGACAUAGCAGCUGACCUUUAUGAUUUAGAAGAUGAAUAUUUCACAAGCAUUUAUAAAUAAUAUUUUUAAGGUUUUUUUAAAUAUUCUAUAGCAAUAAUAAUCAUAUAUUUUUAAAUAUUAUAAGCAUUAGACAAUGUCAUUGUGUGUAUGGACAUUUUCUAUAGUAAUAAAAGAAGGUAUUCAAUAACAAUAA
Vanessa tameamea is the source of this 738-nucleotide messenger RNA. RefSeq names its product mediator of RNA polymerase II transcription subunit 22 (gene MED22). Gene Ontology annotation, cellular component: mediator complex. NCBI's taxonomy places the organism in Eukaryota, Metazoa, Arthropoda, Insecta, Lepidoptera, Nymphalidae. The record is from RefSeq and is a predicted model, not a curated record. The transcript has 3 exons. Gene Ontology annotation, molecular function: transcription coregulator activity. The coding region runs from base 189 to 605 and encodes 138 amino acids. Gene Ontology annotation, biological process: regulation of transcription by RNA polymerase II.